AUGCAGCCCUCAGCGUCAUCUACUUCCCGUGUCCCUCCUGGGUUUGCACGGCCUUUAACAGUGGGGGAAGUGCCUUUAAUGGCACACAGCAGCCACAAUAAACCCUCAAAUGCUCCUCCGCAUGCAAAGAAUAAAUAUACAAUGUUGCUGCCAUCAAAGACAGACACGCAAGGGGUGAGGGGAUACCAUGGCCUGCGGUUCGUGAGGCUGCGGCGUCUUUACAGUAGACAGCAGCUGCAGCGGCUCGGCCUGCUGCUGUCUCUGGCAGUCGUAGGUCUGCUGCUGCUGCUAUGGCAGCAGGUCACCCUGCCGCUGCUGGAGCGGCUGCAGCAGCUGCGAGCCCUUGCCCCCUUUAUUCCUUCUGCUGCAGACUUGCAGCGCUGCGAUGAGCUACACCGCUCCCCCCGGGCGUACGCACAGGGGGAGUUGCUGGGGCUGAGCAGCGCAGGCCGACGGGAGCUGCUGCAAGAGGUAUGGGGAGCGGAAGGCAGAAAGGCAGAGCGCAUGCGGGGCUCUGCCGGUGCUCCUUUGAAUCUGCUGUCUGCAGCGCAGCACGACGGAAUAUUUGCUUUCUUCGAGAUGAUUACAAGGGCACUUGACCUUAAAGGCGUCUCCUGGGCCCUUGCUGGGAACAGUCUUGUAGGGUCUCUAGCAGAGCAUGACAUGCUAAGAGGAGACAGAUAUAUUGCCAUUACUGUCUCUAAGGAAGACAAGGGCCGAUUUGAGGAGCAAGCGUUAAACUCCCCUUUUGGUUUGAUCUCCCUAGACACCUCAACAGCAGCAGACGGCUUGCGUUUCCCUCCCUUGGCUAUUCGGGUAUAUUGGUAUAAGGAGGUAAGGGAUAGGUCUCCAGACGACCCCGAAGACUGGGAACCAUACGUAGAGAUAGGGAGCGGCAUGCCUGCUGCUGCAGCUAAUCAGAAGCUACCGCUAGAGGAAAUGCUGCCCUUCCAGGAGAGACCUUUUGGUCUUCUCUCUGUCCCUACGCCUAGGAAUCCUCUCUUCUACCUCAACAGAUUCUACAACACAGCAGACCCGCUUUGUGCGGCGCUGCAGCAGCAGGAAAAGGCUGCUGCAGUAGCAGCAACUGCUGCAGGAGAGAUGGCAGCCGCGGCGGAGAGCAGCGCAGCGAGCGGGCAGCUGUCGUUCUUGGCCUUUUCUUUGGGGCGAGCAGCUGCACGGCAGCUUACCAAAAACCUGCACCGUAGGCUCCACAGGCAAACUGGAGCAGCAGUACCAGAAGCAGCAGCAGCAGCAGUAAAUGCAGCAACGGCACUCUCAUCGUCUUUCCCCAUAGAAGCAGCGGAACACCAGCAGAAGUAUGUAUUGUAUACAAUAGCAUUAGUAUAUGUUAGCAGCGUGUUAACUGGUGGCAAAGCAGCUUCCCCGGGAGGCAAAAAUAAGCUGCAGCACAUGCGGUGGCGCAGACAGUUGAAGCAGCAGGCGCUACAGGAGCAGCGGUUUCUAGAUAAGAGUGAGGAUGAAGAGGGGCCCCCAGGGGGUCCCCCUCCCUCCCCUUUGAUGGGCUUGCCUCCUGGGAAGGAGGCUGCAGUGUUGCAGCUGCUGCAGGAGUUGCAAGCUGAACUCAAUACUCGAGUGUUGGGGGGCCUCUCGGUGUCCCCUGAAGGAGCGACGGGUACCCCCGACAAUGGGAGUCCUCGUUGCUCGAAGAGAGCAGUUCACAACAAAAGCGAGGAUGUCUGUUUCUGCAGCACAAAAGAGGAGGCCCUGCCGCUGCUCUCUCUUGAGCUGUCUUUACAGUCUGUUAGUGUAAAUGCUGAUGCUGCUGCUUGCUUCUCAUCAGCAGCAGUCCUCAGAGCUGCUGUUGGGGCAAACGACUGGUGCAGCAAUAGCUGCUGCACUAAUAGAAAAAGCAACGGCAGCAACAACAACAACUGCUUUUGCUCCUGCAACAGCUGUGUAGCUGACAGCAGCAACUUCACCCCAGCGACCCCUCCUGCUGCCCCUGACGAAAAUAGGUAUGUUGCCCAGUGCGUCACUAAAGCAGAAGCAGAAGCAACUGCAGUAGCAACAGUAGAAGAGGCUGCAACUGUAGCAGAAAAGCAAGAAACCGCACAAGCAGCAAGAACGGAACAGGCAAUUCCUUCGACAGCAGCAGCGACGCCCAAUGCAACAGCAGCCACAUUUCCAGCAGCGGCAGCAGCAGCAGGAAGAGCAGCGGCAGCAGCAACAGGAAUAACAGCACCAAAAGCAGUAAACAAACCACCAUCUGCAGAGCCUGCUUCAGCAGCAAAGGCAGCAGCAAAAUCGCCUUAUGAGGGAACAGCUACAGCAGAAGCGGCAGCCCCUGCGAAGGAAGCAGCAGUAGUGACACAACUCAUGGCAGAGUCAGCUGCAACAGCAACCACUGCACCAGGAGAAGGAACUGCAGCAAGAACAACUGAAGCAGACGCAGCUGCAGAAGAACGUGUUGUGGCAGGAGAUGCUGCAACGGCAGGGGCAGCGGCAAAAACAGGCUCUGCGGCAGCUGCUGAACGUGCAGCAGAAGCAGCUGCAGAGUGUUGGGAGUACGCAUGCAGCGCAGAAGAAGAGGGGGCAAUUGUCUGGCCGUAUGUGCCCAGUGGUCAGCAGCGGGUGUGGGGAGCCUCCAGGCAACGGUUUGCUGCUGCAGCCGAACACUAG
Molecule: messenger RNA, 2643 nt
Organism: Eimeria maxima
Lineage: Eukaryota; Apicomplexa; Conoidasida; Eucoccidiorida; Eimeriidae
Exons: 6
Coding region: 1-2643 (880 amino acids)
Source: RefSeq, a predicted model, not a curated record